AUGAGAGGUGCUCUCUCCUCUCUCCUCGUCCGCUGCUCUCUGCUGGGGCGCUGGACUCUGCAGAUCAUCGUGGCCUUCCUCGAUGCUAGCCUAGCAAAUCAGGCGAGAAGAAGAAGUCAAGCCAGGGAUGAUGGUUUCUUCCUCGGUAAGGGAGAUUCGGGGAAUGGUGAUGAAGACCUUGGGAUUCUUUAUCCCCCUCGACAAAUUAAUUACGACGGAGUACGUCAUCCGACCGCCGCGGUUUUCUGUCGAAAGGAGAAACGUAAACGUCAGAUUGCCGAUGGUGGCACCGAAACCAAAAGUGGACAACUAUGUAGAAAACGUAGACGCCAAAUAGGGGGUGGGUGGAGAUUCUGGCUCCCUACCUCGCUGGAAUUAGAUUAUGAGGUUUCGAAUUGGGAUUCAUCUCUGGGAACUGGUGCUUGUAAACAGAAUGAUGCCACGAGUGCUGCUUUGUGCCAAACCUUCUUGGCUCCAACUCCACCCUUCGGGGAUGUGAUCUCGACUCCCAUGGCUGUUCUUGGAUUGGCGAAGUCAAAUGUUAAUUGUGGACGUGCUACCGCUGGCGACCUGAUGAGCCCUAGGGCAACCACCCCCGCUGUCGCCCGUCGGCCAUCUACCACAGGAACCAAGUUUCUGUGGAAGAUGCGUGGUGGGUGCUUCCCGGAUUUCCGGCCUGCGUUGGCCGGGAUUUGGGGAUUCAAUAUCUGGAUUACAAAUCCUAAUAACAGAAAUUAA
This is a messenger RNA of Linum trigynum, 738 nucleotides long. The record is from the annotation of a GenBank genome assembly. Lineage: Eukaryota; Viridiplantae; Streptophyta; Magnoliopsida; Malpighiales; Linaceae.